UUUGAGCCUUCCUUAUUUCUCAGAGAGGAAGUAUGUGGCCUGUUUGGCAAAUGCUGCUCUACAUGACAGCGUGAACUUCACAACACACUCAUUCGACCGGCUGCUCCUCGACUUGAUCAGCUAAACCUUGCUGGCAGCACGAGAGCUCUACUAUGACUACGGCUUUUUUCAGAAAUACUGCAACCUGGAAUGCCAUGCCAAGCAUUUAAAGUUCCGAAGAACUUUGACGGAAUUAGCGCGCACAAUGGGAAAUACUGUGAAAACUCCAAGAGCAUCUGAGGAAACAACCAUGCCGARCCAAACGGGUCAGGAGAGUGACUUCCUUGCUGUUCUCUAUGACUAUCCUUCAGCAGAUAUAAGCCAACCWAUAUUUCAUGUAGGGGAAAAACUACGUGUGCUAUCAGAUGAAGGAGGCUGGUGGAGAGUCCAUUCCCUUACAACAGGUCGAGAAAAUUACAUUCCAGGAAAAUAUGUAGCAAAGGUUUAUCAUGGCUGGUUAUUUGAAGGGCUGGGAAGAGAAAAAGCAGAGGAACUUCUACAGCUACCCAACACCAAGGUYGGCUCCUUCAUGAUCAGAGAGAGUGAAACUAGGAAAGGUUUAUAUUCCCUGUCAGUGAGGCACAGGCAGGUGAAACAUUACCGGAUCUUCCGCCUCCCCAAUAAUUGGUAUUACAUCUCUCCACGGCAAACCUUCCAGUGCCUUGAAGACCUUGUCAACCACUACUCAGAAGUUGCUGAUGGCCUCUGCUGUGUCCUCACAACACCUUGUCUUACCCAGUGCACCAACAACAACACCGUGACAAAUCCAGUUCCUCCUGUGGUGAUGCGGAAUAAAAAUUUCAGCUGGAGAAACAUUCACAGGCUGGAGGUGACUGAAGAUACCAAAAGCACCCUGGCAGCAAUGGAUGAGUCUUGCCUCAGCUAUGGCCUGAGGGAAAGCAUCACUUCCUACCUCUCCCUAACAGAGGACGACAAUUCUUCUUUUGCAAGCACCAGAAGGAAGAAAUCCCARUCUCUCAUUUACACAGGCAGCAAGCGUAAGAGCGCCCUUCACUUCCCACCUGCCUACUUUGAGGACUAAAUACAAGACAAACAGRAAAAAAACACAAACUGACUAGUUGGAAGAGAAACCAGAGCAUCCUGUGGUCCUGAAGUCCUUUGACAGCUGAGAAAUACAGCCAGUCCAGCUGGUGACCCAACCCCAGCAGUGCUUCUGCAUUUUCUCUUCUAAAUGUCAACCAGAAAUCUUCUCAAGGGUGCUAUCUCAGCCAUGGCAUAUGUUGGGAAUGUCCCCAGAGUACCUGAAAUUAGAACUGCCUCAAAAACAGGAUAAACUGAGAUGGACUCUAAGUCAAAAUCCAAAUGGUGCAGGGGAAGUGCCCAGCUUUGUACAGAGGUGACUGCAAAGGGAAGGACUAACUACAGCUCAAGAACUUAAAUUAAGUCUUAUUUUGGCAUUCUCCACAAGGCUGAAAACCUUCUUUACAGAGCCUGCCUAGGUUGAAAAAAUGAGCCUUUUUCUUCUCAAGAUGGAAUUAUCCAUUGUCAUUGAGAAUGGGUCAGAAAGCCAUCAAUAACCCCAAGAAAAUACCUAACACCUGGUAUCAAAGAAGUACCUGGUUAUAGUGACUCCAUACUUACCUUAUAGGAGAAAGAACUAAAAUCACUGACUUUACAAGCAGCAUUCAAUUCUCUUGCUGGCAAUGGCCUGCAGUGUCAUAAAACAAUCACAAAAUUAGGAAUGGGAUUAAUUUCACUGAGUUCCUGUUCAUUCCUGAGAUGGGAGUUCAGGCAUAGCCAAACAUGUAACUCCACUGCUCAUGAUAAAGCAGAUAAAAGAGAAAACAAAGGGGGGGCUUAAGCAAAAAGUAAAAUGUGAUAACAUUGUGCCUAACUUGUAAAGGUUGGCUUGCAAAGGUGUGACCUUUCAUGUAUACAGGAAAAUAUUUUAACUUCAACUUCUGAAGUCAGCCACAUAUUUAUGUAUAAUAUUUAUAUUAAUAGCAGCUUUUUAAGCAAUUAAAAUAAGAGAACAAAUCAGUAACCAUGGAUGUCAGAGAUGYUUCCUAAUUUCUUGUCUGAAGGGAGUCAUGUCAAAUAGUAUUUACACUUUCCAUCAAACCACUUAAGGAUGAGAAGGUUUUCUGAAAUUUUUUUUUUUUUACAUGUAUGUACCCUUCUUUAAGUGAUAAAAGAUUUUCCUUUGAAUCUGCCUUCUGAUUGCUUUCUAAACCAAGGAAUCACUCACACAUGAGGGUGUAAAAUGCUGCAGCCUAUGUUCUCAAGCUUAGAUAGUUUCAAUCCAAUAUUCUCUUGUACCUUUUUUUGCACAGAUUUGAAUAAUGAAGGUUUGAAGAAACAGAGAAUUGGAGAGGUUAUAUAUAAAUAUAUUUACUUGUAAACAACUCUUAGGAAAAAUCUAUGUGCUCUUUWAAUCUGGCAUCAUGUCAUUUGCACUAGCAAGAAAGGUUCAGGGAUCUAAAUAUUGCCCAGCCUAUUUAAGCAUAUUUCAGAAUUUAAAAUGAUGAAUGUGAUUUGGCCAGUAAACAUUGAACUACAAAAAGCAAAAGAAACUCAGGAACUCUAGGCAUUUGUAUAAUCUGAUUACURUUACUAAUAAUUAAUAUUUUACGGUGACUGCGUUUUAUCCAUGAAAUGUAUAUGGGGAGCAUUACAGAUGUCUAAGUCAUGACUUGUAUUUAUUCAUUAAAAUAAUAUUCAGUAGUUACUUUGUGUUGCUUUUAGAAAAWGGAAAACCUGGUGAGCACUUUUACAAGUACCCAGUCUGGCAAUGCCAGUGCCACAAGGUGUCUGAUGGAAGGUGACARAAGAAUAACAGAGCCCACGCAAUUGGCAGCACUUGGACACCCUCUGUGAGAAGGGGAUAAGACAGUUCUGAUGUUGACAGGUUCAACAAUCACAGACCAGCUCAGCCUGAAAAGGAGCUCCAGACAUCCUCUGCUCCAACCCCCCUGUUCCAGCAGGGCCACCUUGAGCCAUUU
Molecule: messenger RNA, 3002 nt
Organism: Malurus melanocephalus (red-backed fairy wren)
Lineage: Eukaryota; Metazoa; Chordata; Aves; Passeriformes; Maluridae
Gene: SLA
Product: Src like adaptor
Exons: 8
Coding region: 245-1081 (278 amino acids)
Molecular function (GO): protein binding
Source: RefSeq, a predicted model, not a curated record